AUGCAACGGAUCAUUCGAACAAUACAAAGGCAAUCAUUUUCGGACGAGUUUGACAAAAUAGGUAAUUACUCCUGUGCAAACAAUAGCAAAUUACGAAAGCUCAGUCCGUUCCAAGAUGAGCACGGAAUAAUACGGGUUGGUGGUCGUCUAAGGUUUGCAACAAUUCCAUAUGCACAGAAGCAUCCAAUACUUCUGCCACGUUCCCACCGACUGACGAACCUACUCAUUGAUGAUUUUCAUAAACAAAACAAACAUCCCGGUGCCACUACUUUACAAACAAUAAUUUCACAUCAGUAUUGGAUAAUAUCAGGUCGCCAAGUCAUUAGAUCUCGAUUAAGGCUCUGCAUUGCUUGCUACAAGACACGCCCACGCGAUCCACAGCCCUUCAUGGGUGACAUCUCCAAAUGUCGUCUGCAACAGGUAAAACCGUUUAUGACAACAGGCGUAGACUACGUCGAUCCAAUUAGUUUAAAAUCCUCUAAAACACGGCGAACGGUGCCCAGUCAAGCAUACAUCUGCUUAUUUGUGUGUAUGACAACCAAGGCGUCACAUUUGGAGGUGGCCUCAGACUUGUCAUCCGAAACCUUUCUUAUGACCCUUUGUCGUUUCAUCUCCAGACGCGGACUGGUUGAACAAAUACACAGCGACUGCGGAACAAAUUUCAAAGGUGCGGCUAACUUAUUACAGCCUGUCGAUCAAUUCAUCCAGUCCAAGGAGUACCAAAAUCAGUGUCAGGCCUACCUAACGGCUCGUAAUAUCAGUUGA
Molecule: messenger RNA, 765 nt
Organism: Rhopalosiphum padi (bird cherry-oat aphid)
Lineage: Eukaryota; Metazoa; Arthropoda; Insecta; Hemiptera; Aphididae
Exons: 1
Coding region: 1-765 (254 amino acids)
Molecular function (GO): nucleic acid binding
Source: RefSeq, a predicted model, not a curated record